UCAAGGGCAUUGGCCAAAUGAUCACGUGCUGAAGCGGCGCAGACUUUAAUCGUUUGCUCUUAGUUUUAUUGUAUCUAUAAUAUCUAAUAUGGACAGUUUCAGUUCAGAUUUUCCCUCCGGUUCGUCGUCUGGUAAAAUGGACACUGGAACUAUAAUGGAGCAAGUUAAAGUUCAGAUUGCUGUUGCAAACGCUCAAGAGCUGCUGCAGAGAAUGACUGAUAAAUGCUUCAAGAAGUGCAUCGGCAAGCCAGGAAGCACAUUGGACAAUUCUGAACAGAAAUGCAUUGCCAUGUGCAUGGAUCGCUAUAUGGAUGCAUGGAACACAGUCUCACGUGCAUAUAAUUCAAGAUUACAGAAGGAAAGAGCGCGUGUUUGAUGUGCAAAUGGUGGCCGGUAAUACUUCUGUAUCACCUGAGUACUCUGGUGGAGAUGCUCGGUCUGCACAACAUAUGUAUUAACUUGGCUUUCUGACCUCACAACAACAGCUGAUCACUACAGAAUCAACCAGGUGGAUCGGGAUUUAGACUGCACAUGGACAUUUUUCCAUUUUAUUGUUUUUGAAAUGUGUUUAAACAGUUAAAUAAGACAUAUUUGUAAUUUAAUGAUUUGCAAUUUGAAAUUAAGAUUAUUAUGGAUAGAUUACAGUGGUUGCAUUUCAUAUGCUUGAAAUUGUGUCAAGAAUUGAGAUUAUCGGUACAGAUUUUAGCUCCACACACUUUGUACCCUGUUUGCAGAUCUCUCUCUGUUAAACAACAAUGGAAGGUCUUGACUCCGCCCCUUGUGCUCUUAUCCAUUCAUCAAGCAUCAAGCCAUCUUGUCAUUGGUGGAUCUUUCUCCCAGAAGGAACGGCUCACUUUACCAUCUCUGUUCCACAAACCUAGUUCUUUUCGGGGGAGAAUUCAGGGGCGUCUUUGUUGCAAUAAUAGUUGCCUCUUCCUCAGGUGCAGCCAAAUAGUGUUCCUUUACCCCGAAAGAACAAAAUGCAGUUGUCAAGCUUGGAGUGUCAUUUGUCUCAUUGUCUGUUCAGUACAGUACUACGUUUGUUUAGACACACAUUGUGGAACCGCAGAUCCUGGUGUAAAAGCAGUUUCCUUGGAGAAGAAGCAUGUCAAAUUUCAUUUUACUAUCUUUAAUGAAGUCUUGUGAAAGCUUGGCAAGAGAAACAAGCCCUUUGUUCAGAAGAUUUUGUGGAACUGUUACACAGAAGUUUUACAAUUAUGGAAAUGCAAAUAAAUACUAUUAAAUUGGUC
Molecule: messenger RNA, 1250 nt
Organism: Myxocyprinus asiaticus (Chinese sucker)
Lineage: Eukaryota; Metazoa; Chordata; Actinopteri; Cypriniformes; Catostomidae
Product: mitochondrial import inner membrane translocase subunit Tim13-like
Exons: 3
Coding region: 89-376 (95 amino acids)
Source: RefSeq, a predicted model, not a curated record